Messenger RNA from Oreochromis niloticus (Nile tilapia), 1523 nucleotides. RefSeq names its product RecQ mediated genome instability 2 (gene rmi2). Gene Ontology annotation, cellular component: nuclear speck; cytosol. Lineage: Eukaryota; Metazoa; Chordata; Actinopteri; Cichliformes; Cichlidae. The transcript has 2 exons. Gene Ontology annotation, biological process: DNA repair; negative regulation of double-strand break repair via homologous recombination; maintenance of rDNA. The record is from RefSeq and is a predicted model, not a curated record. Bases 147 to 587 code for a protein of 146 amino acids.
CUGAAGGAAUCAGGCGAGGACGUAUUUUAUUGCCGGAAAAGAAUGCUGCCACGACUUCCGGUAAAUAUUGCGCUCCUGGGGAGGCGGGAAAUGAAAACGCUGUUGCAAGUUGUCCAUCGCUUGAAGGCAGCAGCAGUCUGUUAGUGAUGUCCAAAGUUGAAAAGACAGACGUGGAAAGGACACGUCCUCCGCCUGUUAAAGUGCUGUCGGGACAGCUGAGGGCGGCAGGGAACUGGGGCACCGCUGAUAGCGGGGCCGGCUGUGUAAUUAGACUGGGCAGAGGACGCUCUUUGCCUGUCUCGCUGGUGUGGAUGCAGGGGACUGUGCUGGAAGUCCAGCAGGACAGAGACACCGUGCUGCUGAUGGAUGAGACGGGGACUUUCGUUGUUCAGGGUGUUAACAACAUCCCCAAAGGGAAACCGUGCUUGUCCCAAGGGAAAUAUGUCAUGGUGAUGGGCAUCAUUCAGGCGGUCUCACCAGAGCCAGUCAUCCGUGCAGUGAAGAUGGCAGACCUCUCAGAGCUUGCUGCACUUCACAGAAGGAUGUGGAAGCUUGAGGUGGAUGACUUGCAGCAGGUGCUGGCCUGAAUGCUGGGCUGAAGUGCUCCUCCUCCUGUAGCUUGUUACAUACUACUGAAGUGUCAAAUGUUACCUCAGCAGACUUAAAAGAUGACUUUCCUGUCUGCUGGACUUGUUUGAUGGAGGUCAAGUGCUUAAGUGAUUAAGAAAACUGGUGUGUGUGGCUCCUAAUCCAAAGUUGUCACUGGAGUUUUUUGAUCAAGAUGAAGUUAUCCACCCAUCUUCAUUGUAUUUAAUAGUACUGUUUUGAGGUUUUGCCUCUUUUUCAGAUCAAAUACCUUUGUUAACCAAGUAAACAUGGUCGAAAAAAAAAAACUUUUCAAUAAUGCUUCAGUUCUUUAUUAAAACACUGCAUCAGUAUUGACAUGAGUUCAAAACUCCCCAUUGUGCAUAAAGCCAUCACUGAGGAUUGCUCUGAACUUGUGUUUAAUGUAAAUGAAGUUUGUAGGAAAUGAUUUUACUUCAACUCUAACAAUGUUACCUGACAACAUACAGGCUUGUAAUAUAUGGACCAUUAUAAGACAAUACAAUAACCAACAAUGUAUGAAACUGCUCUCAUAAUGAUUACAGUGAGAUGGACACCUUUUCUGUAUUUAGUUACAGGAAUUGUGCAUGUGUAUGCUUAAAUAAAAGCCAUUUCAAAACGGAUUAAAAAAGGAGCUUUAUUUGGUGUGGUGCCCAUUACAUUGGUAACACUAUUAGAUAAAUGGAAAGUGAAGAUGACCUAUGUUUACUGAUUAAAAUAAAAGAAUGUCAACUCAACUCUUUAUUUAAGUAAUUGAUACUUAAAACAGUAAAAGGUCAUUAACAUACAAACUGUUUGUGGGGAAAAAAAUUUUUUUGUUUAGGUCAACUGUAAGAAUCUGAACAUGACUCUGAUCAAGGUUUACUCAUGCUUCCCCCCUCCCCACCAUUUUCAGGUAUGACAGAAUGGUGCACUGCAAA